AUGGACCAGAAUGCUCAAGGACCCGAUGAUGCCUCCAUAAAGCCCGUGUCCUCUCUCCGUGCCAAGUUCGAGGGCCUCAGGGCCUCGCCUGCGCCACGCAACGGCUCGACUAGUCCCUCACGACCUCCCUCGGCCUUGCGCACGUUGGAGCCUGAGCCCCAGGCCCCAACCGUCAGGGCAUCCUUCGAUCUCCCACGGCCAACGUCGCCCUGGGCUCACAACAAUGUCUCGUCCCCGAGGACUCCGGGGAUUGACCGCGGACGCAGUCAGUCCCCCCCGAAGUCCAACCACAAACGUCCCAUGUCGAUGGUCAUGCAGUCUUCACCCCAGUUGACCCCCUCAGUCAACGUCGAGUCUCCACGAUCUCCGCCUCGCAUGCAUUUUAGCCCGGGCGCUCAACCUUCACCGACAAGAGCCGACAACACUCCUAUCGGGAAAGUGAAGGACUUGGUCUCCCAGCAUUCUAGCAGGAUGGCGAGUCCAUCGACUACACCUCUGAUGCCUCCGCAACCAGAUGCCAAUCAUCCUCCUGUGACACCGUCCACGAGCUUGAAUACAACUGGCACUACGGCCGCAAAACCCCCACCACCGGUCAACAGAGCAGAGAAACCAAAGAUCCCUGCCAAACCCACCACCAUCGCUAGUCCUGUGCUUCCAGUGCCUGAUGCAGCGUCGCUUCGCCCGCAGCAGCCUCGGCGACCUUCAUCAGAUGCGAGACUGUCUCCUUUUUCAACCCCACCGAGUAGUGAUGAGAGCCCGGGCUCGCCUCGCAGCCCGCCUUCGGCCAUCGAGAUUUCAGACUCGCUCAAAUCCCUACCUCAGGCUAGCCAAGAACCGAAAGCUGUGACACCUCCCAAGACCAGCGAUCCAAGAGCCAUGGGUUUCUCCAGGACGGCUACAGCCCCCAUGAGAGAUCCUCGCAGUCUAGGUUUCUCCAAUCUCGACCCCCAGCCACCAAGCAGAGAGCCAGCCACAGCCUCUCUGCCUUCCAGGGCCAACACUGUCCUUGAACGGCCGAGCUCGCGCGAUCCGAGAUCUUUAGGUUUUGCGAGCCCUCCUCCAGUGCAACGACACGUGUCCGAGCAAGUUCGAAGCACUCCUCCUCCGCAGAGCAGCAUGCCCAAAAUCGCGGGGACCAAGGACGCUCGUACGCUUGGCUUUGGUGCCCAGGUUGCGAAAGAGCCACUUGCUGAAGAACCAGGGCCUGGUUUGCCACCACGACACGUUGUUCGAGCCCCGCCACCAAGACCUUCCGAGGAGUCCAAGAAUGUUCCACCUAGACCGCCUGCGCCGCGAGCGACCACUGCUGCUGUGCCAGAUCGCUCCACCAAGCCAGGUGCACCCCCUGUAGUCUCUAGAGCUCCUCUGCCUGCAGCUGAGACACGAUAUCCUCCUCCUCCUAAACGAGGGACCGGCGAUGCCGAGCUGGCGCCCGCUUUGCCUCGACGAACACAGACUGACACGAGUGGGCAUGACUCUGAUGAAGCAGAAGACCCUAUGCCGGCGCCUACCGCUCUAAAGAACGAAUAUCCGGAUGCAACACAAGCGAAUAGACGACCACCCUGCUUCAGCAGCGGUCUACGAGGAAUUCAUGUGAAGUCCGAUUCACGCUCAUAUGGUGUCUGUGGGAGAUACCUGUGCACGGCUGGAUACACCACGAGAGUAUUUGAUAUGUCUACGGGAGAACAGAUCACUAGUGUCAAUCAUGGAGAAACCGUCAAAGCUACCUCGGUAGCUUUCAAGCCAGCUGCCGAUCUCGAGGGCGAAGGCAAGACGAUCUGGGUCGGCAACAACGUCGGAGACUUGAUGGAGAUCGACGUCUUGUCGCACACCGUCGUAGCCCAAAGCACGGCGCAUAACAAGCGGGAAAUCGUUCAGAUAUUGCGACAUUGUAAAGACUUAUGGACUCUCGAUGACGACGGCAAGCUCUUCGUGUGGACGGCCGACGAGGGUGGAACGCCCAAUCUGAGAUACAAGCAAAUUUCGCAUAAGGUGCAGAAAGGUCAUUCGUGUUCAGUCGUUGUCGGCGACCAACUAUGGCUGGCGACGGGUAAAGAGGUCCGGAUAUAUCGGCCUGGCCACGAAGCUUCUUUUGCAGCAUUGAGCAAGCCAUUAUCUCAAGCAGGAACUGGGGAGAUUACCUGUGCCUGCUACUCCGAAGACCACGGUGGACGAGUGUACUUUGGUCAUACCGAUGGGAAAGUCACGAUUUAUUCAGCUGUGGACUAUUCCUGCUUGGGCACGGUUAAAGCUAGUGACUACAAAAUCAAUGCACUCGCGAUCGUCGGCGACAGCUUGUGGGCGGCCUACAAAACAGGAAAAAUAUAUGUUUAUGACAUCAAGCAGUCACCUUGGAAAGUCCAAAAAGAUUGGCGGGCACAUGACGGCCCAGUGUCGGGCCUAGUACUGGACAGUAGCAGUGUCUGGACGAUGCAACGGCUCCAAAUUGUGUCUGUCGGUCAAGAUGGCCACGCAAGGCUCUGGGACGGUAUGCUCGAGGAUGACUGGAUCGAAACCGCCAUGAAGCAACGCGAUGUUCAGUAUUGCUCCUUUCGCGAGGUUAGUGCCGCGGUCAUUACGUGGAAUGCUGGAGCGGUCACGCCGUAUGACCUACGGACGGACUUCAUUGCGGACGCCAUCUAUCCCGAGAAUCCACCAGAGAUCCUUGUCUUUGGCUUCCAAGAGGUGGUAGACCUAGAGGACCGCGCCGUGACGGCAAAGAGCUUGUUUGGCUUUGGCAAAAAGAAAGACCCGGACACCUCGGAACAACACCAGAGUCGAGUAUACCGGGAAUGGCGUGACUAUCUGAGCAAAGUCAUCAGCCGAGCGAGCACAUAUUACCGCUACGCCGAAGUGCAUACGUCCAGUCUGAUCGGUCUGUUUCAAUGUAUUUUCGUCCGACAGGAAGAAAGACCGAACAUGAGGGAUCUCAAUGCGAUCAACGUCAAAUGCGGCAUGAAAGGGCACUACGGCAACAAGGGCGCUCUCGUCACGCGAUUCACACUUGAUGACAGCUCGCUGUGCUUCGUCAAUUGCCAUUUGGCGGCGGGCCAGACGCAGACGUCACAUCGCAACAACGAUGUAGCAACGAUCCUCGAAGCGGAGAACCUACCGUUAGAAAGAGACCCUGAUACUCGCAUGUCGCUGUUCGUUGGAGGCGGCGAUGGCACGCAGAUCCUCGAUCACGAAAUAUGCAUUCUGAACGGUGACCUCAACUACCGUAUUGAUGCCAUACCUCGGGACACCGUUGUCAGGAUGGUCAAGGCCAACGAUCUCAGUAAACUUCUCGAACGCGACCAGCUCCUCGUGUCCCGUCGCCGGGUAGCGGGCUUCCGCCUCAACUCGUUCGUCGAGCUGCCCAUCACUUUCGCGCCAACGUACAAAUACGACGUGGGCACGGAUAAUUACGACUCCAGCGACAAGAAACGGGCGCCCGCGUGGUGUGACCGCCUCCUAUACCGUGGGCCAGGACGCAUCAAGCAGGUCGAGUAUCGACGACAUGAGGUCCGAGUCUCAGACCACCGUCCCGUCAGUGGGAUCUUCAAGAUACGGCUGAAGACCAUCGACCACAAGAAGCGGGCAAAGGUCAAAGAGGAGUGUCUGCAGGAGUUUGCGGAAGUCAAGAAGCUGCUUGCGCAGAAGGCGGGCCAGAGGUACUUGAUCACCGAGCUGGGCGUUAGUGAUAAGGAGGCACGGCGGCUAUUGGUGGGCGGUUGA
Molecule: messenger RNA, 3717 nt
Organism: Cyphellophora europaea CBS 101466
Lineage: Eukaryota; Fungi; Ascomycota; Eurotiomycetes; Chaetothyriales; Cyphellophoraceae
Exons: 1
Coding region: 1-3717 (1238 amino acids)
Biological process (GO): phosphatidylinositol dephosphorylation
Molecular function (GO): phosphatidylinositol-4,5-bisphosphate 5-phosphatase activity; protein binding
Source: RefSeq, a predicted model, not a curated record